AUUUUAUGGUAAUCUGAAUUAUUUUUGAGUGGUUAAAUUUACAACAAAUUAUUAUAGUUAAAAAUAUUAUAAAAUCAGUUAAAACCACUGACAUUCGGUAAUGUUAACAAUGUUUAUGGUCAUUUAUUCAUGGUAAAAUUAACUACACAGUGGUUUUAAACAGCAUACAAAACAUUACAAUAUUCUAUGGUAUAAAUAACUGCCUUUGUUCUCAACAUAAGAGCUCGCAAUAUUGAAAGUAUAUUACACUCUUUAUUUUACCAUAUUCAUGGUAUUAAAGAGAAUAUUUCACCAACAAAAAUCAACCGAAGUUAUUUGUCAGUAAAAACAACUAUUCAGAAGUAGUUUUUUUCUCAGUGUUUGUUUACGCACCGACCGCCAUUUUAUAGUUUGUUACAUUUCGCGAAAGCUACCGCGCGUUCAAAUUUUGCUCCGGAAAAUAUAUUAAUUUUAAAGUAGAAAAUGGCAAAUAUCGACGACUCGGAAAUGAAAUUGGUGGAGCUUAUUAUAACUAACCCGGAGGAAUCCGAAUUAUCUGAUGGUAAGCUAAAAUUCAAACUAAAUUUGCAGCCAAUUCAUCUUCGCUUCUUUUUAGGCGCAGAUUCUGAUCCUGACGGCGAUUGUGAACUACGACAUCUAGUAACCGGAACAUGGGGCUUGGACCGGGCUGUUUACGAUAUUUUGAUCGCUCAUGGUUAUACCAGGGAGUACGCAAGGACGCUGGACGAAAAGGCGUUAAAUGACGUUUUUUCCGUCGCCAAAUGGACGGCCCAUAAGCAUGCGCUCCGCCAGAAAUUGAUGAAGUGGGAGGAAAGUAUCCUCUACCAAGAAGGCAAUACGGAAGAGGCAGCUCAGCGAAGCGACUCGGUUCCCGUUCGGAACGAGGCAAACUCGGCGGUAUCCGGCUCACCUCAACGAAAGCUCCUCCCGACAAGCGUCUCGCGAGCUCUGCUGGAUAGUAUUUUGGAACGCAAUGAGAAAGGGAAGAUCGUCUGCAAGUACUUCCAGUUACACCAAAGACUGGAUAAACAACAGCGGAAGUUUUUGGCGCACACUAUCGUCGAUUACUACAUUGCCAGCCAAAAAUAUUUUUCGCUCCCAGACAUGUCGAGAUUUGCGGAACUCAUAGCUGAACGUUUCCCAUCUGAGAUACCAGUGACGUACUACAAUCCUCGCAACAAGUCUGCAAAUAAGAGGCACCCAUCCGGUAUGCUGUAUGACCGCUUCCACAACAGGAAAAAAACAUCCCCUACAACGAUUUCCAGUACUCCGGCGACAGAAACAACCUUCCAUUCGGAGCAAAAGGAAGCGGCCCUGCAGUUAUCUGUAACAGGUAAAACUAUUAGGGUAAAAGCACUAUUCUUCAUCGCUACUCAAAAUUUCCCCGCUUUCUAACCGGUUUUCCCAAACCAAAAAAAUUGUUGCUCUAUAAAAGUUUGGUUAAACCAUUCUUAAGACUUCAAGCUUAAAUAUCUAUUAUUCUACCACUUCUGCUGCUUUAAGAAUUUUCAGGAACGAUAUCUAGUGCUUUUACCCUAUUAAUUGAAAUUCUGAAUCAUAUCCAAGAAUUUAUUAAGAACUUAUUUUAUUGACGUAACUAAGAUUUUGGA
Messenger RNA from Aedes albopictus (Asian tiger mosquito), 1610 nucleotides. RefSeq lists its product as uncharacterized. Bases 463 to 1395 code for a protein of 310 amino acids. The record is from RefSeq and is a predicted model, not a curated record. Lineage: Eukaryota; Metazoa; Arthropoda; Insecta; Diptera; Culicidae. The transcript has 3 exons.